Messenger RNA from Stegostoma tigrinum, 2541 nucleotides. RefSeq names its product Na(+)/citrate cotransporter-like. The transcript has 11 exons. Lineage: Eukaryota; Metazoa; Chordata; Chondrichthyes; Orectolobiformes; Stegostomatidae. Gene Ontology annotation, biological process: monoatomic anion transmembrane transport; citrate transport. The coding region runs from base 11 to 1666 and encodes 551 amino acids. Gene Ontology annotation, molecular function: succinate transmembrane transporter activity; sodium:dicarboxylate symporter activity; citrate transmembrane transporter activity. The record is from RefSeq and is a predicted model, not a curated record. Gene Ontology annotation, cellular component: membrane.
UGUGAUCCUGAUGGCUGUCUAUUGGUGCACUGAAGUCAUCCCAUUGGCUGUCACUGCCCUCCUUCCCAUCCUACUCUUCCCAAUAUUUGGAAUCAUGCCGUCGAAACAAGUGUGUAUGCAGUACCUGAAGGACACCAACAUCCUCUUCCUGGGUGGUCUAAUGGUGGCCACAGCUAUUGAACACUGGAAUCUUCACAAACGGAUUGCACUGAGAACCCUCCUGCUUUUGGGUGUGAAACCAGCUCUGUUAAUGUUGGGGUUCAUGACUGUGACGGCAUUCCUCUCGAUGUGGAUCAGUAACACGGCCACGACAGCGAUGAUGGUCCCCAUCAUACAGGCCGUGCUGAACCAGCUCAGCUACAGCGAAGUGCAGGCAGAAAGAGCCGAUUUGGAAGACGAAGGGCCAACAAAUAACUUGGAACUGGAUACGAAGAGCUCCAAAAUUGAACAGGACUCGUCAGAUCUGAUUUCCCCAUCGCUGGAGGAGGGAAACGAUCCCGAUCAGAGCAGAAACGUUCCCGCAGUCUCCGAGGGCAGGACUGAGCAGAUGAAUAUGUUUAAAGCUCUGACGCUGUGUGUGUGCUAUGCAGCUAGUAUCGGUGGCACUAGCACGCUGACUGGCACUGGGCCCAAUUUGGUGCUAAAGGGACAACUUAUCCAGAUUUUCCCGGGCAGUGGAGAAGUGAUUAAUUUUGCCUCGUGGUUUGGGUUCUCGUUUCCCAACAUGCUGAUCAUGCUUUUUCUCUGCUGGAUCUGGCUGCAGGUGUUUUUCCUGGGACUGAAUUUUCGGAAGUUGUGGGGCUGGCGUUUACCAACUUCCCCAAGGGAGCAGAGAGCGCGCAACAUUAUCCUGAGAGAAUACAACAAUCUGGGGCCUGUGUCCUUCGCAGAGAAAGCUGUCCUCACCCUGUUCAUCGUGUUAGUGCUGCUCUGGUUCACACGGAAUCCCGGCUUCGUCUGGGGAUGGGGAACCCUCUUCCCCAGUGGAAGUGGAAAAGGGUACGUCAAUGACUCCACUGUGGUCAUUUCCAUUGCAAUCCUCAUGUUCAUCAUCCCAUCGAAGAAACCAAACUUCACACCAUGGAAUCGCAUGCAGCAGGGCUCAAAGGAGGAUGUAUCAGCUGAACAAGGAGGAACUAUUAAGAAGCUCCUGAGCUGGGACAUUGUCCACCAUAAACUGCCCUGGAGCGUGGUUAUCCUGUUGGGAGGAGGUUUUGCGCUGGCUAAGGGCUGUGAGGUUUCUGGUCUUUCCAGGUGGCUGGGGAAUCAGCUACUGCCCCUGAAGUCCAUUCCCCAGUGGGCCAUCGUGAUUAUCUUGUGUAUGGUAGUUGCAACCUUCACAGAAUGCACAAGUAAUGUAGCCACAGCCACGCUCUUCCUCCCGAUACUGGCCUCAAUGGCUACUACGAUCCGUAUGAACCCUCUCUACUUGAUGCUUCCAACCACUUUAAGCAUUUCUUUUGCCUUCAUGUUGCCUGUUGCUACUCCCCCCAAUGCCAUCGUGUUCUCCUACGGCCACCUCAGGGUGUUGGAUAUGGUCAAGGCUGGAUUCAUGAUGAACAUCAUUGGAGUGGCUAGUGUCACUGUGGCCAUCAACACCUGGGGGCGAGCCAUGUUUGAUCUCGAUACCUACCCUGACUGGGCUAAUGUCACGCACAGCGAGUGAGACUGGGAGCUUGCAUAUUCCAUCAUGUGGGAACGGGGAGGGGGAUUGAAGUGGGAAUGGGGAAGGGCUGAGGAUUGGAAGCUGUGAAUGACACACACUGAAUUCUAGAGCAAUGUGACUGGACUGUGUGUGAUUUCUCAACAGAAUGGAAAUAUAAGUGUGUUGAUUGAAAGACCGAAUUAUCUCCAACAGCUGGAGCCUGUAGUUGGGUUCUUCAGUUUCAAAUUCCUCUAUAGCCUUGCUCCUCCCUCACUCUGUAACCUUGUCUAACCCCACAAACCCCACCAAGAUGUCUCCACUUUUGGCUUCUCGUUCAUCACUGAUUUUACUGACUCCAUUUCCUGUGGCCAUGCUUUCGACUGCCUGGGCUCUAAGCUCCAAAACAAUCCUCCCUCAGCCUCUCUGUCUCAUUCCACUACACCCACCCCACCCCAGCCCAUUGCAAGCGCGUCUCUACCACCAAACUACCACUCACUUUGCUCCUUACUGCUUGCCGUCAGCGUUUGCCUGACGAACACUCCUGUGAACUGUGUGGAAUGUUUUACUGUCUGGAAGGUGCUAUACAAAUGCGAGUUGUGUUUGUUCAGUUGCGAGUGAAGCUGAAUGAGGUGACCAGUCGAGUUAACCCCAAACAGUAGCUGGUUGUCAGCCUGGAAUCAAGAACUGGUCCUCAUUGUUUAUGCCACACUGUUCAACAAAACAGGAAAGUGAUCAGUAAAAGCCGAGUGAAAAUAGAAGAGGGGCUCGGUGUCACUUUCUGUCUCACGUUUGGUUUGUGCUCAAUUAGUGCAUUGUUUUAGAACCUGUCUCCUUCUCCAUUUCUCCUGUUUUAGAUUGAAACGUUUUCAAUAAAAAUGGCUGAUCUUAAUCCUGAA